Molecule: messenger RNA, 1113 nt
Organism: Peronospora matthiolae
Lineage: Eukaryota; Oomycota; Peronosporomycetes; Peronosporales; Peronosporaceae
Source: the annotation of a GenBank genome assembly
AUGCGCGUUUUUGGGUGCCAAGCAUACAUCUUGACCCCGAAGGAGAAACGACUCAAGUGGGAUCCCAAGGCCCGGGCUGGAUUGUUUUUGGGCUACGAAGAAGUGUCCAAGGCGUAUCGAGUUUACGACAUCGAAGCGGGGCAGGUGAUGAUAAGUCGCGAUGUCAACUUCGAUGAGUCGGCCUUUGGAAUGUCGAUGCUGAUUUCCGAUGACGAUGUUGAUGGCCUGGACUUCGAAUCGAUCGAUCUUGAUGAUGAAGAACCGCGUCCGAGACACUUCAAACAAACAGGAAAGCGCAAGGCCCAACCCAGUCACGACAAUGACGACGCAAGCAUGCCCCGAGCAGUGCGCCAACGACCCGGAUUGGAAGAGUCAAGUGCGCCGGAUGACCUCUCUUCACGUCGAGCCAACGAAGAUGAAGAAAGGAAGUCGGAGGAACAACAUGACACACCGACUUCCUCCGCGUUUUGGCAUGCGAGUGCAAACGCCGUCGAAGCAGCGGUCGAUUUUUCGGAGCCGUCGACAUUUGAAGAAGCAGUGUCUGGCCCGGACCAAGUACACUGGCGCAAGGCAAUUGAUGCGGAGCUCGAUUCGAUGAAGCUUCGCGGUGUCUUUCGUGCGGCCAAGUUACCCAACGGAAAAAGCGCCAUUGGCACAAAGUGGGUCUUCAAGAUCAAGCGCAAGGCGGAUGGGUCGAUCGAGAAAUACAAGGCACGACUUGUGGCCAAGGGUUUUCGCCAAAAGUAUGGCAUUGACUACACGGAGACGUUCUCGCCCGUGGUCAAGUAUGUGACGCUGCGAAUGGUCAUCGCCAUUAACAAGCACUUUGGAUGGCCCCUCGACCAGCUCGAUGUGGUGACUGCGUUCCUGUAUGGAGUGAUGAAGGAGAAGGUGUUCUGCGCUGUUCCGGAAGGCGUCAAGAUGGAAGGUGAUUUCGACUGUCUCGAGCUGAUCAAGGCGAUCUACGGUCUCAAGCAAGCCUCGCGUGUUUGGAACGAGACCUUCGACGAGUUUAUUGAGGGUUACGGGUACAAUCCGAACCUAGCGCGUAGUUCUUACGAGAUAGUUUUUACAUCGGUAAUUACCUCAGAGAUGAUUAGACGCGUAGGAUGA